AAUCACUGAAUUUCAUAACGGACAAGACCGUCUAUAUAAGUACCUGGAUAUUGGAAAAUCUAAUUCGUUGGCAUUGGAAAGUUCACUACAUUUCAAAAAAAUUACAAACACAUUAAGUGGUGUCUCUUUUACAAAGCAAUUAUCCAUUAAUAUGAAGCAAAAGGUGGUUAUUCAAUUAUCCAUGAAUGGGAACGAUCAUAAAUCUCGUUCCAAGGCCUUCAAGAUUGCGGUUUCUCAGCCAGGGGUAGAAUCAGCAACCAUACAAGGACAAGAAAAUAACCAAUUAGAAGUUGUGGGUGAGCAGAUUGAUGCAGUGGUGCUGGCCAAUUUGCUUAGAAAAAAAUUUGGCCUGGCUGAGAUUGUCACAUUUGGCCCUGUUGCUGUUGGUGACAAAAAUAAGAGCCAAGAUGUCAUGAUGCUGUGGCAACCAUAUAAUUACCAGUCUCAUUAUGUAGUCCCUCAAUAUCAUGCUUAUGAAGUUAGAGAUUCAUAUCAACAGGGCUGCUCUAUUAUGUGAAUGUUAAAAAAUGCAUAAUAGACUUAGGUGCUAUUGCUAUAUGUGUAAUUGUGUAUCAUGUAAUUUUCAAAUUUCAU
Molecule: messenger RNA, 594 nt
Organism: Lycium ferocissimum
Lineage: Eukaryota; Viridiplantae; Streptophyta; Magnoliopsida; Solanales; Solanaceae
Product: heavy metal-associated isoprenylated plant protein 41-like
Exons: 3
Coding region: 152-517 (121 amino acids)
Source: RefSeq, a predicted model, not a curated record